Molecule: messenger RNA, 448 nt
Organism: Phanerochaete carnosa HHB-10118-sp
Lineage: Eukaryota; Fungi; Basidiomycota; Agaricomycetes; Polyporales; Phanerochaetaceae
Exons: 3
Coding region: 104-334 (76 amino acids)
Source: RefSeq, a predicted model, not a curated record
CGUAGACGUGCACGAAGACUAGCAGCGGGGGAGAAUCGAUUGCGCCGUGCAUGAGAAGUUCGCAGAGGGAAAGGCAGUAGAUUGCCAUCGGUCGAUAGCUUUCAUGGUGUGCUUGGAAAUUCGUUAUGUGCUUGUGCUCGAGUUCGCGAACGUGUACGACGACAGGGACGCGAUGAGCAGCCAGAGCAUGCCUUUAUCGAAGAACUUCUUCCUGUCAUACGGCGUCGGCUGUAUAUUGGCGCUGGUAUUCGGCGACGGGGGGCACGCCCUCGUUGAAAUGCUGGACCUACAAGUACUACGCAUCCGAAUGCAUACGGCGCACACCGGACGCUGAACCCCGAUGACAUGCCCGACGAUGACCCGUUCAGACCAGACCGGCUUGGAGGCAUGCCUAGCUUCCAGCGGUAUAUUCAGACGGGAAGGUCGACAUCUUUGCAAACGCGAGCGG